This is a messenger RNA of Racocetra persica, 129 nucleotides long. NCBI's taxonomy places the organism in Eukaryota, Fungi, Glomeromycota, Glomeromycetes, Diversisporales, Gigasporaceae. The record is from the annotation of a GenBank genome assembly.
AUUUUGUCUCCCACCACUUUCGAAACAAAGUCUAUACAAUAUAUGAAAAAUUCUUUUCAUUUAGCAGAAAAUUUUGAAUUUGGUAAAUUAUUUGCAAAUUUGACAAAUAUGCCAAAUAUAUUCGAUAUG